This is a messenger RNA of Hydra vulgaris (swiftwater hydra), 2178 nucleotides long. The record is from RefSeq and is a predicted model, not a curated record. Lineage: Eukaryota; Metazoa; Cnidaria; Hydrozoa; Anthoathecata; Hydridae.
AUGGAAACACAACGUUGCACAACAAAUUACCGCACAACAAAUCAAAGUCAGGAAAUAUUUGAUAUUUUUGGUCACCAUCUCAAUGAUGAUUGUGAAAAUGUCCACCCAAAAUUUGUAUGUAACAAAUGUAGAAGAAAACUUCAGCGUUACCAGAAAAGUCCAUAUACUGUUUUUCCUUUAGAUGUUGCUGAUUUUACCAAACAUGAAACAGUAACCUGUUUAGUAUGUUGUGGACAUUUAAACAAGCAUAUUUAUAAAAUCAAGUUUUCUGGUGUUUUAAAAAACGACCUAAGUAAAUCAAACAAUACUUUACUUUCACCUAUUCUUUCACCUAUUACUUCAUUUUGCAAGUUUCUUGAAAUUGCUAGCAUGUACAAGUUUAUGAAAACAAGUGAAAGUGAAAAUUGUUAUUAUCUUAGCAAAUUUCUUGAAAUUAGUGGAAUUCCAGUUAUUGAAAAAAGUUUAAAAAUUUAUGAAAACUUUUCUUGGGACAUAAUUGCCUACAAUUUACUUGUAUCUAAAGAGAAUUCUUACCUUGCAUUAAUACCAAAAGUAAUAUAUGAAGAAAACAUUCAUGAGUUUUUUAUGGCUGUUAGCGAAUUGAAAAUUUGUCCAGCCAAUGAUGAAUUUAAGGAUCUAAUUUCUCAUAAGCUGUCAUAUGGCUCAGAAUUGUAUUUCUUGAAUAGAGAUAAAAUUAUUAAAGCAAAAAUUGAAAAUAAACAAUUUUCAUCUGAAGCAGAUCUUAAAGUUAUAAGGUCAAGUAAAUGUGAUAAACUGAUUUCGAAUUAUGUAAGUAGAUGCAAUUAUUGCACUACAUUGAGAAAAGACCUUAUUUUGUAUUCUCAUAGAUAUGAAACAGACACAAUUGGAAGUAAAGAAAAAUCUCCUAAUAUUUACAAAAAUAGGGAACAAUUGUUAGAAAAAUGUGAAGAGCAACAUAAUUAUUUACAAUAUUUGAAGAGUGUUUUAAAAAGGAAAGAAAAGAGAAUACGAAAACUGUUUGAAAAAGAAAGCAUUGUUUUGCCUGACAAACUAAAUGAUGUUGUUAGUGGUGUUUUAAAAAGCAAUCAUAACCUUAGCUUUCCAAAAAAAUCUCCAAAGUAUUUAUUAUGGCAAGAGCAACUUAAAAACAUUGGAUUAAAGAAUAAAAAGUCAGCACGAUGGCACCCCUUGUUUGUAAGGUUUUGUCUCAGCAUAUACUUAAAAUCUCCAGCUGCAUAUGAGCACAUUCGAAACUCAGGUUUUAUUGAAUUGCCACAUAGAACAACUCUUAACCAAUACACUGACUUUGCUUCAAGUAAAUCAGGAUUUGUACCAGAAAUAGUUUCAAGAUUAUGCUUAGAUUUGAAAAUAGAAACGCUUAAAGAUCAUGAAAGGCAAACAAUUAUAAUGUUUGAUGAGAUGAAGAUUAAACAAAAUCUUAUCUUUUGUUCGACAUCUGGGGAGUUAAGAGGGUUUACAGAGUUAGGAGACAUGAAUGAAGAACUUAAUGAAUUUGACAGGUGUUUCAGCCUGGAAACAAAAAAAACUAAAGAUCUUGCAUCACAUAUAUUGUGUGUAAUGGUUGGUGGUCUUUUAAAACGUUUCGCAUAUCCAUUAGCUUAUUUUUGUAUAGCUGGUUUAUUAAGUGAUCAGUUGUUUCCAAUUAUUUGUAAGGCAGUUAGAAUAUCCGAGACUAUUGGUUUAGAGGUUGUUGCUGUUGUUUCGGAUGGGGCGUCUACAGAAGAUUCUUCAAACUGCAUGAAUUAGCUGAUGGCUCAAAUGUAUCAGUUGAUGGGGUUGUUUAUUGGAUUUAUAAUCGAUAUGACAUGGAUAGAAAAAUAUUCUUCAUCAGCGACCCACCUCAUUUAUUAAAGACACUGAGGAAUAACUUGGAAAAUUCUGGUAGUAAUAAUUUUACCAGAAGUUUAACGUGCAAUGAAAAAUCUUUAAGCUGGCAGCAAAUAGUUGACCUCUACGAUUGUGAUCUUGGCAGGUUUCGGUUAGCUCCUGGACUGCGAAAGUUACACAAGUUGACGCAUGAUCAUAUGAUUUUAACACCUAGAUUGCGGAUGAGAGUAAAUUUAGCUGCUCAGGCAAGACAAUUUCAUUUUAUAUAAGUAAAUGUAAAUUUCUUUUAGGAGAUGACGCAUGUUAUGCAUAAUUGAACCUUUAAGUAUAGUGUAACAUAAGUGUGAU